Molecule: messenger RNA, 895 nt
Organism: Bradysia coprophila
Lineage: Eukaryota; Metazoa; Arthropoda; Insecta; Diptera; Sciaridae
Product: PITH domain-containing protein CG6153
Cellular component (GO): nucleus
Source: RefSeq, a predicted model, not a curated record
UAUGUGCAUCUGUUUUGAUGAUAAAAGUCAAUUCUUUAUUUUCAUUUGUCAUUGUCUCAGCUAGCAGUAGUUUUCAGUUAUUUUAGCUAAUUAAGAGCAUUUAGAUAGGCUGAAAGAGUUAACGGAAGAACUCAGAGAUAAAAUUACUUCAGUGAACGUUUCCACUAUUAAAUAAACCCGCUAAAAAAUGCCCCACAGUCACGAUCAUGGACCCGGAUGUUCACAUGAAGCCACUGAUGUGGAUAAUGCCCUAGAAAUGGGAAUCCAGUACAGUCUGUAUGCGAAAAUCGAUAUGAUCAAUUUGGAAUGCCUGAACGAAGAGACUGAAGGCAGUGGAAAGCUGGUAUUCAAACCGUACGAGGAUCGACUAGAUUUCAGUAAGUUCGUACGAAGCGAUGCCGAUGAAGAACUGCUACUUAAUAUUCCGUUCACCGGCAACAUCAAACUGAAAGCGAUGAUUAUAAUUGGGGCGAACGACGAUUCUCAUCCGAAUAGAGUGAGACUGUACAAAAAUCGGCCGAAAAUGUGCUUCGAUGACUGCCAGUCAACACCCGAUCAAGAGUUCGAACUGCACCGUGACAUUGAUGGUACAUUCGAAUAUCCGAUUAAGACGGUACAGUUUUCAUCCGUGCAUCAUUUAUCGCUACAUUUCCCGUCGAAUUUCGGCUCUGAUACGUCAUGCAUUUACUACAUCGGUUUGAGGGGCGAAUUCACACCUCAACAUCAUCAUGGCGUUACAAUCUGCACCUAUGAAUCCAGACCAAAUGUAUCGGAUCACAAGCAAGAUCUCUUCGAUUCGGUUAAUCAACAGAUUCACUGAAGGAAGAACCUCGACCUCUUUUGGUGUUUUGUAAAAUACCGAUUUUGAUAUCAAUAAACGAGACACUUCAACAUA